Molecule: messenger RNA, 2330 nt
Organism: Pangasianodon hypophthalmus (striped catfish)
Lineage: Eukaryota; Metazoa; Chordata; Actinopteri; Siluriformes; Pangasiidae
Gene: npas4l
Product: neuronal PAS domain protein 4 like
Exons: 10
Coding region: 135-1937 (600 amino acids)
Biological process (GO): regulation of transcription by RNA polymerase II
Molecular function (GO): DNA-binding transcription factor activity, RNA polymerase II-specific; RNA polymerase II transcription regulatory region sequence-specific DNA binding
Source: RefSeq, a predicted model, not a curated record
AAUAGCUCGUGGUGGUUACAUCACUGUGACGUCAAGGCACUUUUUUCUGCGGCCGGUUGGGCGCGCGGCGUAUAAAAGCCUUCAACACACACUGUCCCUCACACACACUCUCUGUGAGAAGCUGAACACCGGAAAUGACGCUCGGACACUCAUUAUCCUAUUAUUCACCUUCAUCCUUAUUUUCAUCAUCAUCAUCAUCCACCUCGUCCUCUCCAGUCGCACGCGGCUCCAUCAGGAAGAACCGGAAGUUCCGGUCCACUAAAGGUGCUUCGAAAGCGCGGCGUGAUUUGAUUAAUGCAGAAAUCCGGAAGCUGCGCGCGCUGCUGCCGAUCAGCGCCGAGGAGCGCGAGCGUCUCUCCUACCUGCACGCGAUGUCCGUCAUCUGCACGUUCAUCCGGAAAUCCGUGCUGCUCGCGCGUGAUGGAGUGUGUGUCGCCGGUGGUGAUGAAGGUGUGACUCCUGCAUGUGAAGAUCAGCUAAACGCACUUCCUGGUUUUUUGGUUGCGAUGACGAGCGAGGGGAAAUUACUGUACGUCUCAGAGAACGUGUCUCACUACCUCGGCCUUUCCAUGGUGGAGGUUCUGCAGGGAGACACAUUUUACAGCAUGAUCACCAACAUUGACACAGAAAAAGUCAAGUUCUACCUGCAGCACAAGAACCUAAACACAGAGAGGAGCUGUGUGUGUGUGUUCAGGACUAAUAGACAGUGCUGCCCCCUGCUGGUCAGGAUGCGUGUGUUCGACCCUCAGCGGGGCCUCGUCGUGGCUCUGUGUUCACCUUCACUGAGAGAGAGAGACAGCUUUACCACCACACACACACCAGACAUGAGAUACACACACACACACUACAGUGUGGUGUUACAUUUGGGUUAUGAGGCAGAGGAGCUGAUUGGUCAGUCCUGGUACAGCAUCAUCCAUCCUGAUGACCUGUUACUGAGUGCCAGAGGACACAAACAACUGAUGCACUGUGAGCAGGUAGACUUUGUGCUGCGAGUGCAGGAUAAACAGCUGAACUGGGUCUGGCUUUACAUCAUUGCCACCAGACACACACAGAGUCACAUGAUCACCUGCACCAAUUACAUCAUCAGUGAAGUCGUGGCUGAGGAUCUGAGACACAAACUCAGCACUGUGUCGUCCGUUUCUUCUCCGUCCCUCAGUCCUCCAGGAUCCCAGAAUUCCCAGCGCUCCACCAAGAGACCAGCAGAGGGCAGCGCUGAGAGCAGGAGAAGGAAAAACAGACGAGUGUCUACAGCAGCGUCUUCUUCUCUUCCCUACAGCCCUAAUUCCUCCUUCUCUUCUCCAGCACAGGAAGUUGGCAAUAUAGACUUGCUGUUCAGCUCUUCAGCGUUUUGCCCAUUUUACACCUCCCCCUCUCAGAACUUCCAGUGGCCCAACUUUGACUCCACCCCACUGACUCCGCCCCCAUUCUGUUACCCUUCCGAGGUCAGUGUUCCCGAUGACCAUGCAGAACUUCCUGGCAGCUUGUCAGACAGUUUCCUGUACCUGGAGGACUUCAAUUCAUUUCCUUCAUCAGCAACAGGAAAUGAUAGAACAUUCAAUGCCCCAGAGGAUUAUGGGUGGUCAAGUCUGCAGACUCCGCCGCCACCUCCUCUACAUUACAGUGAGAUGGAGCAGGUUGAGAUCAGUGUCCUUGCUCAGCAGAUCUCCUCUCUGGCCAGCAGCUUUGAUUCGUACUGUACUAAAAGCUCCGUCCAUCGAUCUGACCUCGCCCCUGGUUUGCAGUUUUGUGACCCUGAGGCCUUCCUGUUGGAUGAGGAAGUGAUUGACAGUGUAAUGCAGGUUCCCAGGGCUACACUGGAGGUUCAGGCUCUUGAGGCUCUGCUGGAUUUAGAAAGGUGCUCAGAGGAACAACAACAUGAGUUCAGCCUUUAUUCACACACACAGCAAGAUGGGUUUAGUGAUGAAUCCCUGUAUUAAAGUGGAAUAUGUCUUUGACUCCGCCCCAUGUCUGGGACUCCACUGACCAGGUACCUUGCCACGUUGUCAUGGAGACCAGCCGCUGUCUUUCCUCACUGUUGCCAUCAGAAUGGGCUUCCUGUGUUUUCAAUAAUCAAUGAUCAGUAAUCAAUAAUGAAACUGUUAUUAAUAAUGAGUAUUACUAUCUCUGACAUCAUCACUUGUUUACUCUAAUUACACACAGCUUUUAUUUUAAAUAUAAUCUUCAUUAUAAUAUUAUAAUCUUUUUGGCGUGUGUGUGUGUGUGUUUAACUGAAUUAUUAUACACACUGUUCUAAACUAUUGUUAUUGUAAAUAGAUUACAGUCUUGUUUUAUUUUUGUAAUAUUAAUAAAGUUAAAACUGCAAAACGAAA